Messenger RNA from Bicyclus anynana (squinting bush brown), 775 nucleotides. RefSeq names its product histone acetyltransferase p300. Gene Ontology annotation, biological process: positive regulation of transcription by RNA polymerase II. The record is from RefSeq and is a predicted model, not a curated record. Gene Ontology annotation, molecular function: chromatin DNA binding; histone acetyltransferase activity; transcription coactivator activity. Gene Ontology annotation, cellular component: transcription regulator complex; histone acetyltransferase complex. Bases 294 to 563 code for a protein of 89 amino acids. NCBI's taxonomy places the organism in Eukaryota, Metazoa, Arthropoda, Insecta, Lepidoptera, Nymphalidae. The transcript is spliced from 4 exons.
UUUAGCCGUUUGUGCUGCGCACUGCGCCUUCAUUUUUCAUUUGCGUUUGUGCACUGCGCUGGCGAAGAGCACAGAUAAUACACCUAUACGAAUUACGAAGAGAAUUGGUUUUCGAAAUUCUUCGGAAUUUGUCGUGUAAUUAAAUUUUCUGUUUUUUCGUACAUCAUUUAAAAUAAACUUUAGCAUCCCGUAUAUUUUAAAGUGCUAAGUGUAAUCGUGUACUUAGAUUAUAAAAGGAUUAGGUUAUUAAGUGGUGGGGACCUUGGGCAACAUGGACGGGGCGAACCGAAGCAAUGACCGCGCAGCGCAAGCGCAGACUGUGCCACGCGGUCGUCGAUGUUAACGAAUCUUCCUUUAUUAACCGACUUCAAAAAAAAGGAGGAGGUUUCUCAAUUCGACCGUAUAUAGAGAGCGGAGAAACGCAAGCUGAUCCAGCAGCAGCUGGUGCUGUUGCUGCACGCGCACAAGUGCCAGCGGCGCGCGGCGUGGCAGUGCACGCUGCCGCACUGUCUGACUAUGAAGGCUGUGCUCAACCAUAUGAUGUCGUGUCAGGCGGGAAAUGACUGUGCAGUACCUCAUUGUUCAUCUUCAAAACAAAUCAUCAUUCAUUGGAAACACUGCAACAAAAGUAACUGUCCAGUCUGCGGACCGCUCAAACAAGAUGGUAGAGUUUUUAUCCGAUCCCCUAAUAGGUGCGUAGCUUAAGGUAAAUGAACAAACCCACAUGACUCACGGCUUAUAUUGUCAUAAAAUAAAACUUCCUUUGUUGACAAAA